AUGGUGGCCUCUGUUAAAGAUUCAAAAAAUGGUUCUGUCAUACCUAUCAAGAUCGACCGUUCACCGUACUUCAGACAGUUAGAAAGUUCAGAACCGAAUGGACAACUAUAUUAUGAUAGAAUAAUAAAUAAAUACAUCCAGAAAAUUUCAAAACAAAGCAGGCUAUAUAACCCUUCGAGUCUUGCCAUCUUAAAGGACGGAAUGAAAGCUGUUUAUGGACGAAGAGGUAUUUUGUUUUGUAUUGAUGUCGAAGCAUGGGAGGUAAAUACAAAAAUAGUAACAGAACUAGGUAUUGCAAUUUUCGAUCCUAGGAAACAAGCCAAUGCGUUGAUGCCCAAUAUAACGCUGAUUCAUAUUAUUAUAAAGGAAAAUAUGAAGCGAAAAAAUGGAAGGUUUGUACCUGAACAUUCACAUAACUACAAUGGAAAAACUACUUACAUACUAUCUCAAGUAGAAGCUGUCAAGUUCGUUCAGAGUCUUAUUCAGUACUAUUUUAUCGAUCUUCUACAUAAAAGGCAAUGUUAUUUGGUUGGCCAUGAUGUUCGGGGUGACAUUGAGUGGAUGCGAAAACUAGGUAUCCAUUUUCCCAAGGAUACCAGUUCCUUAGAUACACAGAAAAUAUAUGCUGCGAGCCAUGGUAUGAAUGGUGCCAGCUUGAAGAACGCUUUGCGAUCUGCUGACAUCCCGCAUGCAUUUCUUCAUAACGCAGGAAAUGAUGCAUACUAUACGUUGGUUCUCGCUCUAAGAUUAUGUGAUCCUCAAAGUAGAGCUUUGAGUACAUUAGAUAAACCCCAUCCAAUAUUGCCAAAGAAGAAAUUAAGACCGAAUUGUAGCGAAGGAGAAUUUGUUGAUAGCGCAGAAGCAUUGAUAUCAAGACUAUAUGUACAAGAGUACAAGAGUGACGAACUUUACGAUAGCGACGACGAAGACGUUUCGUUGUAA
Debaryomyces hansenii CBS767 is the source of this 942-nucleotide messenger RNA. RefSeq lists its product as uncharacterized. The transcript has a single exon. Gene Ontology annotation, molecular function: nucleic acid binding. Bases 1 to 942 code for a protein of 313 amino acids. Gene Ontology annotation, cellular component: nucleus. NCBI's taxonomy places the organism in Eukaryota, Fungi, Ascomycota, Pichiomycetes, Serinales, Debaryomycetaceae. The record is from RefSeq and is a predicted model, not a curated record.